Molecule: messenger RNA, 1653 nt
Organism: Polychytrium aggregatum
Lineage: Eukaryota; Fungi; Chytridiomycota; Chytridiomycetes; Polychytriales
Exons: 4
Coding region: 104-1438 (444 amino acids)
Biological process (GO): maturation of LSU-rRNA from tricistronic rRNA transcript (SSU-rRNA, 5.8S rRNA, LSU-rRNA)
Cellular component (GO): nucleolus
Molecular function (GO): RNA binding
Source: RefSeq, a predicted model, not a curated record
GUUGUCGAUCUCCCUGGCCGGUCGCUGGGAAUGUCCGCGUGAGCUGCCUGUUAGCUACAUCCGCCGCUUUCGCCCACCACGAACCGCCUCCGUCGCCAGCACAAUGCCUCCGAAAAAGCCGCAGGCCACCAAGCCCGCCAAGAAGGCUGUCUUGCGGCCCGUCUCGGCCUCGCCCAAGAAGCGCAAGGCUGACGCCGUCGCUGAUGCACCCGUCCCUGAAGUCGUGCUGCCCGAGGAUGCUUUUGAGGAUGCGAUCGACGAGGUCCAGGAGGCAGAGAUUCUGCACGGUCUCGAUGACAGCUCUGACGAGGACGAGCCCACCACCAUUGAGGCGGCUUCGCUGGCUUCCAAAAACAAGUCCAAGAAGGCCGCUGCAAAGCCGAAGGAGGCCAAGGGCCGGGCGUCCAAGCCAGUCGCGGCCAAGGCGGACGACGGCGAUGAUGAUGAUGAUGACGAUAACGACGGCGGCGACGGCGACGUGUUUGAGGCCAACGAGUCCGAGAUCAAGCUGGACAAAGUAACUGAGCAGUCGAUCAAGGAAAAGAUCAAGAAAGUCAAGGUCGCACCAUCGUCCUCAAGCAGCGCUGGUGUCGUCUACGUUGGUCGCAUUCCGCACGGCUUCUAUGAGCAGCAGAUGCGCAUGUACUUUUCGCAGUUCGGCGAGGUCUCUCGCCUGCGGCUGUCUCGCAACAAAAAGACCGGCGCAUCCAAGCACUUUGCCUUUGUCGAGUUCAAGCAUGAAGAGGUCGCCAAGAUCGUUGCCGAGACCAUGGACAACUACCUGAUCUUUGGACAUAUGCUGAAAUGCAAAUUCAUCCCAAAGGACCAGGUUCAUCCAAAGACGUUUGUCGGCGCAAACAAGAAGUAUGUGGCCGUCGAUGUGCACAAGCGAGAGCGCGAAGUGUUCAAUAAGACACGAACUCCAGAGCAACAGAUGGCACGCACGACCCGUCUGCUCCGGAGUGAAGCAGCCAAGCGGCAAAAGCUCGAGAGCCUCGGUAUCGACUACGACUUUGGCGGCUAUCGGGCGGCUGCCCAAGAUUCGGGCAACAAGGAGCCGCGGACACCUGCCCAGAACGAGGCCAAGCCAACCGAGGAAGCCAAGCCAAAGGGCAAAUCCAAAGGCAACAGCUCAUCUGCAUCUGUGGCUGCACCUGUUUCCGAACCAUCCAAGUCCCAACCCGAGUCCGAGCCCAAGAAGACCGCCAAAGCGGCAAAGGUAGAAGUGCCCAAGGCCGCCACCAGCAAGGUCGAGGAAGUGGCCCCCAAGAAGCCUGCCAAAAAGGCAAAGGAGGACGGGCACAAGGACACUCCCGCUGCAAAGCCAAAGCCAGUCCCGGCCAAGAGCUCACCAGCGAUUGCGCCUUCGGUCUCGCCCAAAGCCGCCCCGACCAAAAAGCCCCAGAAGCCCCAGAAGCCCCAGAAGGGCCGCAAGUAGUACACUCGCGCCAGCCACCAUUCUCGCCAGAGUUGCUGCUGCUGCCUCCACGCCUUGCCCACCCACCCAGCAUCUCUCUUCUUCCCAGACUCACCCUGUCCAUCCUCGCGAACGACAUCCAUAAUACACCCAUCCAAUCUCGCUGCCUGCACUCGCCCAACUGCGUUUUUGAUCAGCGCGAGCCGGGGCCGAUCGAGGCAGCACGAGAAGUGAGA